Messenger RNA from Durio zibethinus, 497 nucleotides. RefSeq lists its product as uncharacterized. The record is from RefSeq and is a predicted model, not a curated record. NCBI's taxonomy places the organism in Eukaryota, Viridiplantae, Streptophyta, Magnoliopsida, Malvales, Malvaceae.
UCAUGUGUAGAUAAGAGGAAUGUGAGAUCAUUGUUAAGGCAGAAGCGUUUCCCAUUCAUUUCAAUUCAGUUGUUUCGGAAAAGGCCAGAACGUCAAUCCAAGAUAAGAUUGAAAAAAGGAGGGAAGAAAUUCCAAAUUAGAAUGGCAUCAAAGUUGUAUAAUAACAUGAAAAAAGCUAUAAUUUUUGUUGCCCUGCUCGGGCUGAUUCUUGGCGUCUUAGCUCGCUCAUGCUUUCAGGGGCUGCAGAAGAAUGUGGAGGAAGAGACAGGAAGCUACUGCGGACAACAAUUUGAUGAACUAUGCAGUAAUGUAAGCAGAAGCAUUCAGGAUACCUUUGUCACUUUAACAGUCAGUUUUCUCCAUUUCUUCAUUUCAAGGUGCCUACAGUUUAGAUAUUUGCCAGCAUUGUUUCCUGCACCUUCGACCAUGUCUCUGUCAUUUUGUGUAGCAUUUACUCGAUCAAUCUUAUCGAUGCCAGAUAACCCUCUGGAAUAACU